This is a messenger RNA of Cucurbita pepo subsp. pepo (vegetable marrow), 1087 nucleotides long. Its product is annotated as gamma-glutamylcyclotransferase 2-1. Gene Ontology annotation, cellular component: cytoplasm. Lineage: Eukaryota; Viridiplantae; Streptophyta; Magnoliopsida; Cucurbitales; Cucurbitaceae. Gene Ontology annotation, molecular function: glutathione specific gamma-glutamylcyclotransferase activity. Gene Ontology annotation, biological process: glutathione catabolic process. The record is from RefSeq and is a predicted model, not a curated record.
UCGAAAAAACACCAUUUCCCUGGAAGAGAGAGAAGAAACAGAGAGAAUCAAGAGGGGGAGGAAGAACAGAACUCAGCCACUCUCAAAUCUCAUCCUCCUCUUUCUCUUUCAUUUUCCAGGAAAAGUUUGCGGAUCUUCGCGAGCUUUAUAAUCAUGGUGUUUUGGGUGUUUGGAUAUGGCUCACUGGUUUGGAAUCCAGGAUUUGAAUUUGAUGAGAAAAUUAUAGGUUAUAUCAAGGAUUAUAAGCGCGUUUUCGAUCUCGCAUGCAUUGAUCACAGAGGUACGCCAGAAAAUCCUGCUAGAACUCUCACGUUGGAACAGGAAGAAGAAGCAAUUUGUUGGGGAGCAGCUUACUGUGUGCGGGGGACUCCUGAAAGGGAAACAACUGCAAUGGAGUAUUUAGAACAUAGAGAAUGUGAAUAUGAUCAAAAGACACUCGUUAACUUCUACAAGGAAGAGAGCUCUCUUGAGCCAGCCCUUACAGGAGUAAUUGUUUUCACAUCGACUCCGGACAAAGAAGUGAACAAAUACUACCUGGGUCCAGCUCCGUUAAACGACAUGGCUAGACAAAUUGCUACUGCUGCUGGGCCUUGUGGAAACAAUAGGGAUUAUAUUUUCAUGUUAGAGAAGGCAUUGUUUAACAUAGGUCACGAGGAGGAAAUGGUGAUCGAGCUCGCUAACGAGGUGAGAAAAGUUCUCGAUCUCCUCGAGAAUGGUAUCUCAAGGGAGAACAAACUGCUCGGAGCAGCGCCCCACGUAGUACUCAAGUCGCACAUAUCGUCCUUAGAACUACAACCGCUUCCAGAAGCCAUAGCCACAGAUUCCUAACUCCAAAAUCCCACAAACCAAGCAAACCAGAGGCUUCCAGUGAUGGUUAACAACAAUUACGACUCAACUUAGAUCCAUUAGUUUCUGACGUUACUAGUAAGGCUUAGCUUUGGAAAUCGUCGGUCAUUUUCGGUUAUUUACGACAGCAGUAGUUCUGUACGUUUCGCAAUCUUGAACUUUGGACAUAGUUUAUUUGUAAGAACCUUAACUGCUCCGAAAAUGGUUAGGAGAAGAAUGACUACUGUCACUUAUUGCAGUA